AUGAUCAUGAGGAUGGGCGGCAGAAGGGUGUUCUGGACGGUGGUCCUGGCCGCGGCGCUGGCGGCAGUUGCCGUGGCAGCCGUGGAGGAGGAUAUAGUGCGGCCGGUGAAGAACAACCAAAAGGAAGGUGGCUCUGAGUCGUGGACCGGAUGGGCUAAAGAAAAGAUAUCGGAAGGCCUUGGGUUUAAGGAAUCCGAUGAUGCCGGUUCGGUUGCCGAGGAUGUUGCCAAGAAGAGCAAGGACAGGAUUACUGAUACAACUGCUGGAGCCGGGGAAUAUGCCGGCAACGUCAAGGAUAGAGCAGCCGAAAAAGCACGGGAGGCGAAAGACAAGGCGGCGGAAGCCACGGAGGAGGCAAAAGAAAAGGCGUCCGAGAAAGCAGGGGAAGCCGGAGAGUAUGCCGGCAACGUCAAGGAUAGAGCAGCCGAAAAAGCGCGGGAGGCGAAAGACGAGGCCGCGGAAGCUACGGAGAAGGCAAAACGAAAGGCGUCUGAAAAGGCAGGGGAGGUGAAAGACAAGACCGUGGAAGCUACGGAGGAGGCAAAACGAAAGGCGUCCGAAAAAGCAGGGGAAGCCUACCAGAAGAGCCAGGCGGCAAAAGACGAGGCCCGGGAGCACGCGGGUGGGGCCAAGGAGAAGGCGGAGGAGCAUGCGGGUUGGGCCAAGGAGAAGGCCCAGCAAGGAUACGAGACGGCUAAGGAGAAAGCGGAGGAGGCUUACGAGUCGGCUAAGGAUACGGUGGCAGCGAACCUUGAGGCGGCCAAAGAGAAGUCCAAGGAGAUUAAAGACAACGUUGUAAAUGGUCAUGAUCUUACCCGUGAUGAAGAGCUUUGA
Molecule: messenger RNA, 834 nt
Organism: Striga hermonthica
Lineage: Eukaryota; Viridiplantae; Streptophyta; Magnoliopsida; Lamiales; Orobanchaceae
Source: the annotation of a GenBank genome assembly